ACUGAGCAGAACAUCAUUCAGGUGUUGGUGAAAGUUGCAGCUAUGAUGCGCUUGUUGUUGGGUGUGUUUUGUUUCCUCUUCCUACACAUUGGACCUCAGGCUUUUGAAAUAUUGCCAGGAGACUCUUUAAAUCACCAGGAAAUUACAGAACGAGCAAUUCUGAAUGCAACUGUGCAGACAUGCCGUGCUCUGGCAGUGGCCGAAGGAGUCAACUUCAAUUUUCCAGCUCAGCCUUAUACAGCAGAAAAUGUUGCUGCUGCUUGCGGUGCCUCACAGUCAUCGAAGACUUUCCGAAAAGCCAUAAAGUCUAUCACACUGAGGAACAUCCGAGUGGACAUCCGAUAUGCUUUGAAUGCAAGCUACCACUUUGAUGAGGAGAUGUUUGUUCAGGGAAGGGGAAUCAUCACAGAGGGAAUUGCUGCUGUCAAAGCCAGCAACAGGAUGGAGAAUUAUGAGACUGCUCGACAGCAACUGGGAGAGAUUAUGCAUCCUUUGCAAGAUUUCUACAGUCACAGUAACUGGGUAGAGCUGGGAAAAACAGUCCCAAACUCUAAUCUGAUCAGAGCAGAAAGCAGCAUUGGUAACAUAGCAGAUGAAAGCAGAGCCACAUGUCGCAGCUGUGAUGGAGACGACUGCACCAACAAUAUUCUGGAGGACAUCAUAGAGGAGCAGAUCCUGACCUCUGGGUACUUUGGGAUUGUACCUAUUGUCUCAACCAAACCACCCGGAAAGUGCAGUCAUGGAGGAGGAAUUGACCAAACUAGUAAGAUCGAACCAAAGGGUGGGAUAAACAAGGAUUCCUUCAAGUCUGAGCAUGGACAUCUCCACACACAAGCAGCAAAUGUGGCGAUUGCUGCAACCAGUCAGCUGCUGGAGGAUGUUCGACUGGCAGCAGGAGAGAGACCCUUCCUAGAGAUGGUGGGAAUCGCAAGGGGUUCAAGCAGAGCUCUUUGUUUUGUCACUGACACCUCGAAGAGCAUGAGUGAUGACAUUGCAGUGGUGAAGACCGUCACCUCCAGCAUCAUUGAAAGAUAUAAGGGAACAGAGAAUGAACCAUCACUUUACAUCCUCGUACCUUUCAGCGAUCCAGGAUUUGGGCCACUGAUUCGAACAUCAGAUGCCAACCUUUUCAAAAAUAUUGUUGAUAGUUUAACAACUACUGGUGGAGGAGAUAAGGAGGAAAUGAGUCUCUCUGGACUACAGCUGGCAUUAACUUCUGCUCCGUUCAGCUCCGAGAUCUUUCUCUUCACGGAUGCACCAGCUAAAGAUGAACAACUGAAGAACACAGUGAUCGCCCUCAUUGAGCGGACCCAGACAGUGGUCAACUUUAUGGUUACAGACACAGUAGAGACUAAUCGUCGCAAGAGGAGAAGCAUCAACCAAUCUCAAGCAAGAGCGAUCAAUGAGCCUGAAGCUCAGCUGUACAGAGACCUGGCUCAUGCAUCAGGAGGUCAGGCCAUUGAAGUGACGAAAGCUCAACUUCCUGUUGCAGCAGCAAUUAUUGCCCAGUCUGCCAGCUCCUCUGUGGUGACCCUGCUACAGGCAUCCAGGAGCCCAGGACAGACGGAUAGUUUUACCUUUAUAGUUGAUCAAACUGUUACAAACCUGAGAGUUUACAUUACCGGCAAGUCCGUCACUUUCACACUCACAAGCCCAACAGGUGCAUCUCAGCAAAGCACGGACUCAUCAGGCUCAUUGAUCAACAACCUUCAGCAAGUGGGAAACUUCAUUACAGCGCAGUUACAAAAACAAGUUGGGAAAUGGAAAAUGGAAAUGGUGUCGACUAACCCCUAUACCCUAAGAGUCAUUGGCCAGAGUUCUGUUGACUUCUUGUUUGACUUCGUUGUGCCAUCUGAGGGUCCUUUUGGUGGAUUUGAUACUCUAGACACACGUCCCAGAGCCGGUGUCACGGGCAGGUUGCUGGUGUCUAUAACAGGAAGUGACUCUGCUACUGUGAAUGAAGUUGCUCUGGUGGAAUCAUCAGCUGGAUCAGAGGAGAUUACAGGAGCUGUUGCUUCACAGGGGGACGGAGAUUAUUUAGUCCAGUUCGAUAUGAUGCCAGAAGUGGAGUUUUCAGUUCGGGUGAAGGGAAGAGUUCAAGGUUCUUCAAAUGACUUUCAAAGACAGUCGUCCACUAACUUCAGAGCUUCCAAUCUGACUCUUACUGCCGAUUCAGAAAACAUCUUGAUACCAGGGACACCGGUCUCUGUGCCCUUCACUGUGUCAUGGACCGGAUCAGAUGGAAACGUAACCAUCCGAGCCUCCAACAAUAAAGGCUUUGACUUAACGUCUCCCAGCAUGUUAUUUUUGAAAGGUGGGAACAGCACAAAUGGCACAGUGACCCUGUCAGCUCCCACGAACACCCCGUCAGGUUCUGACGUCAUCCUGACCAUCGAGGCAGAAACUCCGGAUGGAACUGAUUCCAACUACAUCGUGCUGCGCUUCUCUAUAUUAAACUCGAAUGGGGAUUUUUCCCAUCCAGAUUGUGAGCUGCUCAACCUGCAGUCCAACUGCCCUGAAAACUGCAGCAAAUCAACAUGGAAGCUUGAUGUCCGGGUGACUGAUGGAGAUAACGGGGCGGGCGUUGACCGCGUCAGCCUCAUCCAGGGCAACGGUACCUACAACACCAGCCUGGAAGCUGGAACUGGGAACAUAACACUAGUGUCCUACACUGCAUCCUGCUGUGCGCCUGAAAUGGAGCUGUUGGUUAUAGACCGAGUGGGCAACGUUGGCUCGUGUCUCUUCAGCGCCAGAGACUCUGUGUCCAUUAGCGUCUCUCAGUCCCUCUCUCUGUGCCUCAGCAUAGUGGCUUUAGGAUACCUUUUGCUGAAUUAAGUUAGUAUUGAAUUACUUUUAAAAGGUGCAAUAGUUUGUGUUUUUCAAUCUAAUAUUUGUGUACAAUCUUCUUGCAAAAUAUUUUAUUAACCAUGUGAAGAAUAUUGUCUGUUUUGAAGGAUUAGCUGGUCCCUGUACUGGAUGAAGCAGUAGGGAUCCUUUCUGAAGGCCUCAUUCUCUACUCCUUUUAUUCCACUUUAUGUGAAAUGUGCAUCUGGAUAUAGAUUCUGACAGUUUAAAGACCAUUGGAUCGGAAAAAUAAACUUUUUAUUACUCAGGCCGUUAUGAUGAUGAAUUCAAAACAUGAUUUGCAGGAUUGUGUCUUCAUUUUAGUCAUACAUUUUAUUUCCCUGUUUUGCCAUUGUUGUAGUCAAGAAAUAUGCAAAG
Messenger RNA from Cyprinodon variegatus (sheepshead minnow), 3222 nucleotides. RefSeq names its product von Willebrand factor A domain-containing protein 7-like. The record is from RefSeq and is a predicted model, not a curated record. Bases 43 to 2835 code for a protein of 930 amino acids. Lineage: Eukaryota; Metazoa; Chordata; Actinopteri; Cyprinodontiformes; Cyprinodontidae. The transcript has 16 exons.